UGUGACUGUGCUAAGUGUAGAUUUUGGAAAGAUGCAAGCCCUGAGGUUCCCUGGGGUGGGGCGCUGGCUGGCAACACUGCAGCGGGGCCACAGACCAGCAGCAAGAUCAGGAUCAAGAUUAGCUUCCACCAGCCCACUCUGAAGCGGGAUGGAGAUGACCUUACCUCGUGGCUUGGUAAGGUCACACCAACACCUCACCACAACUUUCGCCUUCUGGAGGACGCCGCCGCAAGAUGGAGCCACUUCACUGCCCUGGAAUGCGGGGUCACGGGGCGGUCUCUGACGUACGGGGCGCUCCGGGAUCUGUGGCGGAGGUGUGGCGGGGCGCUGGCGGGGCGGGGCGUGACACGGGGUCAAAAUGUAGCUCUACUGAUGCUAAAUUCCCCAGAUUUCGCUGUGGUGUUUGGCGGGGUGUUUGCCACGGGCGCCACCUCCCCCAUCAACCCGUCCUUCACCCCAGGUGAGAUAGCAAGACAGGUGCAGAACAGCCGGCCCACAGUCUUAAUCAGUGACGCGCGCUUAGAAACACUAGCAGAGGCAGCUCUAGCCCUCCUGCCAGCCCCGCCCCCGCUCCUGCUGAUGGGGGGCGGCGGGGACGGGGGGCGCGGAGACCUGCUGGAGGAGGCGCAGGAUAAGAACACCCCAUUUGCGAAGGAUGUUGAGGUACAAGACGAGGAUAACUGUGUCCUCUUGUACUCUAGCGGCACAACUGGGGUUCCUAAGGGCGCUCCAACAAGACAGGGCUCAAUUAGACACAACCUUCCUGCAGUAUUACAUCCCGGAGUCAACCCGUAUAGAGAGGCUGAAGGGGACUGGCAGGAGACGGUGUUGGGUCUAAUGCCAUUCUUCCACGCCUGGGGGCUGUACACUGUCUUGAACUGCAGUCUGCUUCAAGGUGCCAAGGUCGUGACUCUUCCUGCCUUCCUACCUGAGCUGUUUCUCCCUGCCCUGGCCAAACACAAGAUUGGCGUCCUGCACGUGGUCCCGCCCUUGAUCCAGUUCCUCGUGGGUCAUCCGGCCGUGACCUCGCGUGACCUUGAAAGUCUCCGAGUGGUGAUGUGCGCCGCCGCCCCGUGCCCCGCCGCCGCCGCUCACGCUCUGAAGGACAAGGCGCCCAACCCUAUAUUUUUUCAGGAGGCUUAUGGCAUGACAGAAACAAUGCCAACUCAUUUCACUCCCCUGGGACACGAGCGUCUGGGGUCUUGUGGCCACCUUCUUCCCGGGGUGACCGCCAGGGUGAUGGAGGUGAGGGACGGGGAGCCUACGACACCCCUGCCCCCCAACACCCCAGGGGAAUUGUGGGUGAAGAGCCCUGGGGUGAUGUCUGGCUAUCUGGGUGACGAAGAGGCCACACGGGGCGCCUUCACGGGUGAUGGGUGGCUGCGGACGGGUGACAUUGUGACCUAUGAUAGCGACGGGUACUUCUAUGUGGUGGACAGAAUCAAAGAGCUCAUCAAGGUCAAAGGUCAUCAGGUCUCCCCUUCCGAGGUAGAGGCAGAGCUCCGUACCCUGCCAGGCGUAGUAGAGGCAGGGGUGGUGGGGGUGCCAGAUGACAGGACAGGGGAGGCAGUAAGGGCCUUUGUAGUCAAGAACAGCGACAGCCUGACAGGGGAGGCCGUGCAGGGGUACAUAGCAGGGAGGCUUGCCCCACACAAACACUUGACAGGGGGAGUGGUCUUCGUGGACGCCCUGCCAAAGAGCCCUGCCGGAAAGUUGCUGAGGAGAGCUUUGAAAGAGAGGGGUCAGUGAGAGAGAGAGAGAGAGAGAGAGAGAGAGAGAGAGAGAGAGAGAGAGAGAGAGAGAGAGAGAGAGAGAGAGAGAGAGAGAGAGAGAGAGAGAGAGAGAGAGAGAGAGAGAGAGAGAGAGAGAGAGAGAGAGAGAGAGAGAGAGAGAGAGAGAGAGAGAGAGAGAGAGAGAGAGAGAGAGAGAGAGAGAGAGAGAGAGAGAGAGAGAAACACAAUUAUGAGUUAAAGAAAAUGACGAAGAAAUCUGGCAAAUCAUGUUAUCUUGGGUGGAGUGAGUGAAAAUAAAUGAGAAUGAGCGAAGAAA
Molecule: messenger RNA, 2049 nt
Organism: Portunus trituberculatus (swimming crab)
Lineage: Eukaryota; Metazoa; Arthropoda; Malacostraca; Decapoda; Portunidae
Product: acyl-CoA ligase lcsD-like
Exons: 11
Biological process (GO): fatty-acyl-CoA biosynthetic process; long-chain fatty acid metabolic process
Molecular function (GO): long-chain fatty acid-CoA ligase activity
Source: RefSeq, a predicted model, not a curated record